AUGUCGCCACAGACUUCAGGUGCAGCCAAUCCUCGGCAAAAAGGUCCUGGCAGCCGUCGAUACACCGACGAUGCAACUAUUCUACUUGUCGGCUUCAUCGGGGCAGGUAAAAAGACGUUGGGGGUCAUUGCAUCGGCUGCCCUUCAUCGCCGCUUCAUUGAGUUCGAGGCAUGUUUCCAGUCCAAGCUCGGGUCGUCCCCUCAAGAAUUCGCCGCAGCCCAUGGAUUUGUACGAUACCGAGAAGUUGAGAUUGAUAUGUGUCAAGAGAUCCUCAGCAAACAUCAAACAGGCUGCGUCAUAGCUGGUCUCGGCCUCACAGCCAGUUUCCCGUACUCAAGGGUGCUGGCGGACUUUGCGCAGCGGCAUCCCGUCAUCUACGUGCGAAGAAAUAAAGCCGAUAUUCAGCAUUCCAUUGGAGGAGAUCCAGCCAAGUUCGAGCGCAUCUUUGAGGUUGGAAACAAGUUCUUCGAGUCUAUCUCCAACUUCGAUUUCUUCAAUCUUACUCAGGAAGUGCCACGCCAAGCUGAAAGUAUGGCUCACACAUCACUCAAAGUUAAGGAGAUCGAGCGUGUAUUCGUGAAGUUCUUACGCCGCAUAUUUGGAAAGACACAGCAGCUGCUUUUCUCGGCUGAUGCUCUCUCCGAAACUCACACAUAUGCCCUGUAUCUUGCUCUAGAUGAUUUCGAGACAGGUGGCCUCGAUCUCGAUGGACUGGAUGCCGGAGCAGAUGCAAUCAAUGUCUCGUUAAACUAUGAAGACUACUCUCAUGGAUCUGUUAUGAAUAGGCUUUCGCGCCAUAUGACAACUCUUCGAAAGCACACUCGUGUUCCGAUCAUCAUUGACGCAACGAUGGAUUCACAGAGAGCCGCCACAGCCUAUUUCAAAUUCCUGGAAAACAUGUUGCGUGUAGCGCCCGAUGCUUUCACUGUUUCGAUAGAGAGAUCAGAUAUCAGAAAGGAGAUCUAUGCCAUCAAAGGCCAUCCUAAAAUGAUUGUCUUCUACAACCACAACGGGCCAUUGGGUUCCGAAACACAUCAGGCAUUGAUAACCUCCAUCCGUUCUUCCUUCGAGGAUUGGAGCUUUGAUGCCCUUCGCUUAUCAGGCCAAAGCUCUGUGGCAGCAGAUACACUAUCAUGCGUUUCGUUCCGUCAAAAGCUAAGGGAUGCCUUGGGUGUCCCUGUCAUUGCAUAUAACGAGGGUCCUGGGGGUCGAGCCUCGAAGAUCUUGAAUCCAACUCUGACCCCAUUGACUCUCCAACCCAACCCGAACACUGAGCUUUCUAUUCGAGAAGCGCAACAGGCACUCGUCUCGUUAUCACUGCUUCCCAAGAAGGAUUUCAUGAUCAUUGGACAAGAUGUCCGGGUCAGUCUGUCACCAAAGAUGCACAUAGCGGCUUACAGCUCAGUCGGUCUUCCUCACACUUAUACAUUCCGUGAGAUUCAAACAUGCUCUGAGAUGGAAGAAAUACUCCAAUAUCCAUCAUCCGGCAGCCCUCUAGACGGCAUCACUAUUUCUCUGCCUUUCAAGACAAAUGUCAUACAGCUAAUUGACGAAAUCAGCCCGGACGCUAAAGACAUCAAUGCUGUAAAUACAGUCAUACUGGAUCAUCACAUUGAGCCAGACGGCGCAAGGCGCCCUCUUUACCGCGGUCACAACACGGACUACAUCGGCAUCCGGGAUUGUAUCCACGCCCACCUCUCACCCGCAAACGCCAUCCGAGAUGGCAGUACAGCUCUCAUUAUAGGAGCUGGUGGUAUGGCUCGUGCAGCUAUAUAUGCUUGCUAUCAAUUAGGGGUUCGCCGCAUCUUCGUUUACAACCGAACACUUUCAAACGCGCAAAGCCUGAUCAAAUACUACCGUGAAUGGGCGAUAUCCAGGGGAGAUGACAGCUUCCAUCUCGAUAGUAUCGAGUCAAUAAACGAUCCAUGGCCCUCGAGCUUUCGCUUGCCAACAAUUAUGGUGUCAUGUAUCCCGGGGAGACAUCCUGAUACCCACACGCCUGUCGACUUUCGGAUCUCCGAUCGAUGGCUUGAGAGCCGAACUGGAGGGGUCUAUGUUCAGGUUUGUCAUCUCAUCUGCCUUCAAUGUGUAAUGUACUUAAAGCUAAUCGGAGAUCAGGUGGGAUAUGGUAAGUUCAAAACUAGGUUGAUGGAACAGUUGGACCAAUGGUCAAGUAAAGGUUGGGUUAUCGUGGAUGGACUGAAAGUCCUGAUUGAACAGGGUAUUGCGCAAUACGAGCUGUUCACCCGUCGGCCGGCUCCCAUUCAUAUCAUGCGACGGGCAGUCCAAGAAGAGGCGGUUAAGAAUGGUUAUUUCCACAUGUGGUGA
Molecule: messenger RNA, 2328 nt
Organism: Penicillium olsonii
Lineage: Eukaryota; Fungi; Ascomycota; Eurotiomycetes; Eurotiales; Aspergillaceae
Source: the annotation of a GenBank genome assembly